This is a messenger RNA of Tetrapisispora phaffii CBS 4417, 1437 nucleotides long. RefSeq names its product pseudouridine synthase CBF5 (gene CBF5). The transcript has a single exon. Gene Ontology annotation, molecular function: pseudouridine synthase activity; RNA binding. The coding region runs from base 1 to 1437 and encodes 478 amino acids. Gene Ontology annotation, cellular component: box H/ACA snoRNP complex. Gene Ontology annotation, biological process: box H/ACA sno(s)RNA 3'-end processing; mRNA pseudouridine synthesis; rRNA pseudouridine synthesis. The record is from RefSeq and is a predicted model, not a curated record. NCBI's taxonomy places the organism in Eukaryota, Fungi, Ascomycota, Saccharomycetes, Saccharomycetales, Saccharomycetaceae.
AUGUCUCAAGAUUACGUUAUUAAACCAGAAUCAGUUGCUCCAUCUUCUGAAACCAGCGAAUGGCCUCUACUAUUAAAAAACUACGAUAAGUUAUUGGUCAGAAGCGGCCAUUACACACCAAUUCCUUCAGGUAGUGCUCCUUUGAAGAGAGAUUUGAAAUCUUACAUCAGUUCCGGUGUGAUCAACUUGGACAAACCAUCCAACCCAUCUUCUCAUGAAGUUGUUGCUUGGAUUAAGCGUAUUCUACGUUGUGAAAAAACUGGUCACUCUGGUACUUUAGAUCCUAAAGUUACGGGUUGUUUGAUCGUUUGUGUUGACAGGGCCACUAGAUUGGUCAAAUCUCAACAAGGUGCUGGUAAGGAGUAUGUAUGUAUUGUCAGAUUACAUGAUGCCUUAAAGGAUGAAAAAGAGUUGGGUCGUGGUUUAGAAAACUUGACUGGUGCUUUAUUCCAAAGACCACCUUUAAUUUCUGCUGUUAAGCGUCAAUUGCGUGUUCGUACAAUUUAUGAUUCUAAUUUAAUAGAAUUUGACAACAAGAGAAACUUAGGUGUUUUCUGGGCUUCUUGUGAAGCUGGUACUUACAUGCGUACAUUAUGUGUUCAUUUAGGUAUGCUACUAGGUGUCGGUGGUCACAUGCAAGAAUUACGUCGUGUUAGAUCGGGUGCUUUAGGUGAAAGUGAUAACAUGGUCACUUUACAUGAUGUUAUGGACGCUCAAUGGGUUUAUGACAAUACUAGAGAUGAAUCUUACUUAAGAAAAAUUAUUCAACCACUAGAAACUUUAUUGGUUGGUUACAAGAGAAUUGUUGUUAAAGAUUCUGCUGUUAACGCUGUUUGUUAUGGUGCUAAAUUAAUGAUUCCAGGUUUAUUACGUUACGAAGAAGGUAUCGAAUUAUACGAUGAAGUUGUUUUAAUGACCACCAAAGGUGAAGCCAUUGCUGUUGCCAUUGCCCAAAUGUCUACUGUUGAUUUAGCUUCUUGCGACCAUGGUGUUGUUGCUACAGUUAAGAGAUGUAUCAUGGAAAGAGAUCUAUACCCAAGAAGAUGGGGUUUAGGUCCAAUUGCUCAAAAGAAGAAGCAAAUGAAGGCUGAUGGUAAACUAGAUAAGUUCGGUCGUGUUAACGAAAACACCCCAGCUGAAUGGAAAAAAGAAUAUGUCCCAUUAGAUAAGUCCGAAGGUGCCUCUACCUCAACAGAAACUGUCAAAGAAGAGAAACCUUUAAUCAAGGAAGUUGAAAAGAAGGAAGUGAAGAAGGAAGAAAAAAAGGAAGAAAAGAAGGAAGAUAAGAAAGAGAAGAAGGAGAAGAAGGAGAAGAAGGAGAAGAAGGAGAAGAAGGAGAAGAAGGAGAAGAAAGAAAAGAAGGAGAAGAAGGAAAAGAAGAGAAAGGCAGAAGAUAAUAGUGAGAAUGAUGACAAGAAGAAGAAGAAGUCAGAAUAG